This is a messenger RNA of Monascus purpureus, 3022 nucleotides long. NCBI's taxonomy places the organism in Eukaryota, Fungi, Ascomycota, Eurotiomycetes, Eurotiales, Aspergillaceae. The record is from the annotation of a GenBank genome assembly.
CGACUUAUGCAGCCUCGCGGGGUUCGCUGUUUACCGCAUGAUACUGAGCCCCAGGUCGAACGGCGAGUGGUUGUCGAGUCUCUGCCUCAGGGCUGGGGGUUCGCGGUCAUGUUGGUUAGUUCGGCGCCUGUGCCCUCUGGGAUGCACAUGCACGAAAAGAGGUAUGACUGCAAAGGGGAACGAUGCUCCCCAUAGAUAGGUCGGCCCCCUCUUGUCGCCAAUACGGACGUUUUUUCGACCCUGCUUUCUUCAUCCCUCUUGCGCAGACCCGGUUGCUGCUCCGUGCUACCUAGCUGCUCUCGUCUUCCUUCUCGCCUCGUAGCCCGUCUUCCUUCUCGCCUCAUACCCGUCUUCAUUUGGCACUUGGUGCUGCACCAUCGUCACCCGUUACCAUCCCUCUCUCCUGUACCUCGCCCCCCGCUCGCCGAUGGAACGUCGUGCCGGCCUUCCGCCGACGAAGCCGCUUGGGCGUCCUGCGCAGUCACAGCCGGCCCCGGGAUCAUCAGUUCCGGAGUCAGAGGCAGCAUCAGCCUCGACAACCCCGCCUUCUCGCCUGGAGUCGGAAUCACCGUCAGCUGGACAAGGACAGGAUGGCCGAAAGCGUGUUCGGCGAUGGCAUCAACGUGGGUUCACUGGGUGUCUGACCUGUCGUCGGCGUCAUGUUCGCUGUGACGAGGGGUCUCCGUCCUGCAACAACUGUCUCCGGCUGGGCCUCAAAUGAGACGGGGCUGAGGGGAGGAUGACAUUCAGGACGUACGAGCCCUUUGCAAACCCUCAGGAAGCAUCCUCCGCAUCGACUAAAAGGCGUGCAAAGAGGAAUGUGUCGCCAGCGACUACGGGCCCCGCGGGUCAGAACCUUACUGCGGUUGUGGAACCGUCGUUGUCGUCGUCCUCCGUCACGCCAUCCAGGGCCCGACACCGUAGGGAGGACAAAAAACAAAACGAAGCUAUGGAGGAGAGGGAGGACGAAGGUGUCAGCUGGAAGGGGGAGAGAGCAGGUGGAGAGGAACACAAACAGGACAGAGAAAAGGCGCAUCGGUAUGACGACAGCAGAACAAUUGCUUCCAGGAACCGACAGGACGUGCCACGCACCCAGGAACUCUUGGUGCCGGCUUCGAUGGACUCCAGCGACGGCCGAUACUUCAGCCAUUUCAUCGACCGUCUCUCCACAUUGUUGAUUCUGGACGACAGCUCUGUCGACCGGAACCCCUUCCGCACACUCUUCCCCGAGCUCUCCCGGUCGUCUCCCUUGAUGAUCGAUGCCAUGCAAGCAGUCGCUGCGCUGCAUCUGGCCAAUACAUCACAGGCGCAGCAGCGCAUCGCGCACUUCCAGAAUGCCGUCUCUAAAUACGACGGGGUGGUCAGGUCAUUCCGCACAAGAAGCAACACCUCCGGCCAACAGCUGCAGCUGACGGACCUUGCCGUUUGUUUACUGUUGUGUCUCUUUGAAAUGAUGGAUUCCCAGUAUCACCACUGGCUGGUCCACCUGAAAGGAGCCAAGGGCAUUUAUCGCACGUUGUACUAUCCCAACCAAGCGCAUCAUGACUAUGCCCGAGCAGCCCGACGGCAACCCGAUAGCCCCACCCAAAACUUUCUUGUUUCCAUGCUCUUCUACCUGGACGCGGCGGGGGCGUGUGCUGCCAGCGACGGCACCGUGGUCGUUGGGAGCUACUGGGCGUUUGACGGUGGUUCAGAGUUCCAAGCGCCCGGCGCUUCUAGCAGCUGUCGCGGGGCAGCCGCCAGCCAUUCCUCCCUGGCGGAACUCCGGCAGUGCUGGUGCGCGAUGAUGGAGAUCCAGGCGUCGGUCAGCGCAUUCGGCGAAGCCAAGCAGCGAUGGAUGCCUUUUGAGCAGCAAGACCAGGCGUACAAAUGUCUCCUCGACCGGAUGGCCGCGUGGAGGGCGAACGCGUCCGAACCCCUCCGACGGCUGGCGGGGCUGGACGGCAACAGCCUCCAGCAGUACGAAUACCAGGACAUGAUUGAACACGCGGGAUGCGUGGAGGCGUACGAGAAGGCGACGAUCUUGUACCUGCACAAGAUUCUCGGUGCUGGUCGGCCGGAUCGUCAACCGGACGCGGUGGUGGUGGAUGCGCUGGUCGGUCGUAUUCUCCUGCUGAUCGAGAAGCUGGCUACGGGAGUUCGGCAGCUGGCAGUGGUCUGGCCGCUGUAUGUGGCCGGGCGAGAGGCACGGCAGGAAUACCAGCAGCAGUUUGUGCGGGAGAAGUUGAUGGAGCUGCAACUAUAUGGGUUUAAGGUGCGCUUUGUUUUUCUUCGCUAUAUCCCCUGCCCCCUCCUCCCCUCCCGACGGUACCAUCUCCUCCCCAGCAUGCAAUGCGAGGAGGGACACCAAGGAGAAAGGGGGGUGUUCAACGAGUGAGAAUUGACCGUUUCCUUGACGUGAUAUAGAACCUCGAAAAGGGACUGCAAGGCCUGCAGGGGAUCUGGUUUAAGAGACGCAUGUUCCCAGGGGGAUGGGUUGAGACGAUGGACGAGCUGAGGCCACCGAUGGUUAUUCAAUGAGGCUUUUUUUUUUUACGCCCGCGGUGCUCAGUGCUGGCUUGGCCUGCAUGGGCACGUUCCAGCUGGUUCGUGGGGAGAUUAGGCACUGCUUGCUGACAGGCUUGACCCCGGGGGAGGGGGGAAUCCCUGCGACAUGCAUAUACGGCGCUGGCUGUUUAUGAUUGGACGCGAACUCCUUCACUCGAUGGCAUCUCUAGUUGCAUCUGGUGUUAGAAUAUAUCAAUCUUGCUGCAUUGGAUGGCUAGCGCAACUAUGCUGGACAAGGACGUCCGGGAAACGUGGGAUGGCCGCCGCCACUGCAGAGUAGAAAGUCGGACCGUUGCUGAGAUCUACAAUGGAAUGGAUUUACUGCUGUAGAUCUAUCGAUCAAUGCAAGAUUAAUGGGCUGGCUGGGGUGUAGAGUUAGUUCGACAGCCCGUUCUCCUUCCUGACUGAUUGCCGCGGGACAUGGGCCAUGAUUAGGUGCGGCGUGUUACACUACGCGGACUAGGCAGUAUCAUCU